AUGCAGCAGUCUCAAGAGAAUAGUAUGAUCAACAGUAUCAAAAGCAGGGGAAUAGUCAAGAGCAAGAAGAAGACACAGAUAAGAAGUGUGAACCUCACCUCAUCACCUCAGUACGAAACCAGCAUGGCUAAUUCAAGGAUUAAAUCUGCCUGCACAAAUACUUCGGAUUUUAGAUGCACUAACCAGAUCCAGUUCGUGUACAAAAAUGUUCUAAACAGCGACCAGCUAAUCGUCUGUGGUACGGGCUCCAUGAGGCCACUGCUAUUUAUAGUACAGAGAGGUACGCUGGACGUCACGAGGGUGUUUGACACCGGAGAUUACGAAUACGCUGGGGGGUUUGGAGUCUGCUCGCCCGUGCCCUACGUCAGGACAACGUCUCUCAUUGUUGAGUACACUCGGGAUAAAUUCAGUUUCAUAUCCGGCACGCCAACAAGGGCUGUCGAGAGCAGGGGGGUGGUCCAGGUGUACUACCUCAGCAGUGGCUACGGGUUUGAGAGGGUCUCCAUGACGCCGCUUGUGGCUCAGCCCGAAUACAUAACCUACAUAUCGUCAUUCGCCAUCAGCAAGUACGUCUACAUAUUCUCGCGCGAGAUUGCCUCGGAAAUGACGUCAUCGUCAAAUCCAAUGCCGGGCCACUACGCUCGAGUCAUAAGGGUCUGCCAGAACGAGAGAGGGAUAGAGAAGAGAUUUUUGACUCUAGUAAAGAUGAGGUUGACGUGCUUCACAGAUGCCAACGAUCUGUCAUUCAAUUAUCUAAGAGACGUACAUUAUGAAGCUAGGACGGAUGAGUUUCACGCCUUGUUUAGUUACGACCUAUUGACCGGCUCGAAAAUAUGUAGAUACAAAAGAUCGGACAUAGACAGUGCAUUUUUAAAUAACAGAGCCAUCUCUCCAAUUAAAGAUUCCAAUUUCUAUGCUGAUGUCGAAAUUCCAAGGCCUUUAAAAGAAGGACAACAACAGUGCACAUUAAGUGCAUCAGACCUAACCCCAGACAACAUACAAACCCUGGUCAACAAUCAACUGAUCGGUGGGGCCCCUGCCAUUUCUGCCAGCUAUCUGGUCUUAGGCAAUGGAGGGAGGAUGGUCCCUAACAAUUUGUUUGGGGUGAGGGCAGCCCUGAGUAGGACUGCUUUUACUAGAUUUGUUGUGGAGGUACUAAGUGGUACUGAUGGUUUGGAGGGGUGGAUUUACUGGUGUUAUGACGCCUCAAAUAGGAACUACAUAACCCGUGUGUACGUAAGCCCGUCCAACCAGCCAACAGCCAUCAAUGCAGUUUGUCUCUCAGACGAUCCGACCAUCAUAUCCAAUGUCUGGGAUCUCAAAAUUCAAAAUAUAUCCGGGAGUCAAUAUAUUUACAUAACGACUGACACGCACGUGCUGCAACUGAACGCAGUUAUGUGUGGCAACCACAACAGCCACACCACAUGCACCUCCGACCCCCACUGCUUUUGGGGGUCCUCUCAGUGUCGGGUCAAAAGCGGCAAUAUUCAGAGCAGCGAUCCUGUCAAAUGCAGUGACGGGGUUAAACUACGAACCCUGAUAAACGGUUUAAACGGCAUGUUCUCGUGUUCGUCUGCGUGUUCACCCACAUUUGGUUCGUUCCCAGUUUGGUUUUUAAACGACAAACCUAUAUUCAACAACAACAAUGACGAUGCUGCUGAUGUUGUUGCUUACUUCUACAGCAGCAGCAGCAACAACAACAGCAACAACAACAACAAUAAUAAUAAUAAUUAUGGCGAUAAUUAUUACAUUAAUGAGAUUAAUUACAAUCAAGAUCCAUUGAGUUUUAACAACAACAGCAGCAGCAACAACAACAACAAUGCUGAAUCAGAAAACAUGAUGAUCCUGAACAAGAAAGAUUUCACAUUAAGGAUACUCAACGCUACUUUUAGCAUGUCAGGUAAAUACGAAUGUAGAGAUGCAUAUAGCAGUACAAUACUAGCUCAGUACCAGGUGUCUAUUACAGAAUACUGCAAGUUGGGUAGCGACUUUGAGCGUACGUGGAUCGGCGAGUUUAAAAACUGGUGCGAUUUGUACGACAGUCAGAGGAGGGUUCUCAGUUGCUGUCAGGAUGUUGGUGUUGCUGUUGUUGAUAAUAAGGCAUCUAUGAAAUCAACAAAUUGGAACAACCUAUCAAGGCAUUCUGUUCACGACGAUGAAGAUGAUGACGAUGAAGAUGCUGAUUAUGAUGUCGUACAGUAUAAUGCAGUUAACUGA
Molecule: messenger RNA, 2217 nt
Organism: Helobdella robusta
Lineage: Eukaryota; Metazoa; Annelida; Clitellata; Rhynchobdellida; Glossiphoniidae
Exons: 18
Coding region: 1-2217 (738 amino acids)
Biological process (GO): negative chemotaxis; negative regulation of axon extension involved in axon guidance; neural crest cell migration
Molecular function (GO): chemorepellent activity; semaphorin receptor binding
Source: RefSeq, a predicted model, not a curated record